AUGACUCUCAUAAUGUAUAAACACGAACAUCAUGGACAUUCUGGAGUUCAGAGGCUUAUGAGCCAUCUUAGGGAAAAUUACUGGAUUUUGAAGUCAAGAAAAGCUAUUAAAAAAGCUAUAAAGUCCUGCAUCAUUUGCAAUAGAUUUGAUGCAAAACCGGUUUCUGUUCAGGAGGGCUUAUUGCCUCAAGACCGUGUGAGAGAUGCUGAAACUUUCGAAAUCGUAGGAUUAGAUCUAGCUGGACCUGUCAUCCUUAAAGAAGAAAGAAAGGCUUGGAUUUUGAUCCUAACUUGCGCGGUUUACCGUUCAGUCCACCUCAAACUUUUAACUUCAGUAUCAACUGAAAAUUUCCUACUAGGUUUGAGGAGAUUUAUGGCACGAAGAGGUCGACCAUCUGUCAUCUAUUCAGACAAUGGUACAAAUUUGAAAGGUGCUCAUCGUCUACUGAAGGAAGUUGAUUUCGAUAAACUGAAGAAUAUUGAAGAACUAAGUCCUAUUUCUUGGACUUUUAUACCUUCAAAUGCCCCCUGGUGGGGAGGGUUUUGGGAGAGACUUAUCGGCCUUAUGAAGCGGAUUUUAAGAAGAACUUUAAGAAAGACAUCUUUAAAUCAUGAAGAAAUAAACACAGUUCUUUGUGACUGUGAAAGAGUAAUGAAUUCAAGACCACUUAUUUAUGUUUCGGAAGAUGCCGAAGAUUUCGAACCCCUUACUCCAGCAAUGUUCCUGCACAAUAUUAGAGAAACCGGCGUGCCUGAUUUAGACCUAAUUGAAGAAAGUAAGUUUAAUAAAAGAUUGGCCUAUCGAAACAGAAUCCAAAAGGAUCUAAGGAAACGUUUUCGAUCGGAAUACUUGGGACAAUUGCGAGAAAUACAAAAGGUAAAAAGAGAAACUGCUUUAUGUAUUGGAGACAUCGUUUUGGUUGAAGAUAAUACCAAAAGACUAAACUGGAAUUUGGGGAGAAUUUUGAAACUGUUUCAAGGAAAAGACAAUAGAGCUAGAGUAGCUCUAGUUAAAACCAAGUUUGCUUCUUUUCUGCGUCCUGUGCAGAAAUUAUAUCCACUUGAAGUGAGCGAAAAGGAUAAACCUGUUGAAUACAAUACUAAUUCUCCUCUAAUUUCAGGUGCUUAUAGACGAGAGACUUUUCCCAUCUCUUUAGAUAGGAAGACUUCUCUGAUAGAGCCCCCUGAUGGUCUUCCACUUCCUUCUUAUGAAUCUGACUGUGGAACCGACAUGAAGCCGAUGAUGGAUUCUUCGCUUCUCCCUCCGAAUGAAACUUCUCAUCCUGUCUUACCUGACGGAACUGAACAUUUGGAACCAAGACGAUCCCGUUAUGGACGAUUGCUGAGACCUGUCCAAAGACUAUGA
Molecule: messenger RNA, 1365 nt
Organism: Argiope bruennichi
Lineage: Eukaryota; Metazoa; Arthropoda; Arachnida; Araneae; Araneidae
Exons: 1
Coding region: 1-1365 (454 amino acids)
Biological process (GO): DNA integration
Molecular function (GO): nucleic acid binding
Source: RefSeq, a predicted model, not a curated record